AUGGUAGCGAAUUCAGCGAUUGAGACUGAUUUCGAGGCAGACCGAUGCAAGGUUUGUCAAGUCGAUUGCAACACGCCGGAACAAAAAGAGUUACAUCUGCGAUUUCCACUGCAUAACAGACGGAAGAACAUCAGUGCGUACUUGGCGAAGAUUGCUGCAAAUCCCGUGCAAUCGACGCGAUCAUCGGAAAUCUCGAGGAGAUAUGCACUUUUGAAGGAAAACGUUCUCGGAGCCGAUUGUAUCGUUGAGUUCGUCUUUCCGUGGUGCGAGUCCGGCUGGUGGGCUUGUUCGAUUUGCUAUGAGAGCGGUAACAACUACGAUUUGCUGGAUCAACAUUUGAGUAGUAGACGACAUCUCGGCAUUUACUUGAACGAACUGAUUAGCGAUCCAAAUAUCAACGCUCUCACAUGUGACGCUGGGGAAUUGUUGCGACUGAAAGAUGAUAUCUUCGAAAGGGGAGAAAUGAUGUUACCGCCUGAUGUCAUCUCACUUUCCAUUUCAAAGCCGGAAGCCAUGUCUUCACUCGUCAUUUCCGAUCGAAGUCCACCAUAUUCAACACAUGAAAGCGGGCAAAAGAAUAUGGUCUUCCUCUCUUGUCAGGUUUGCCACGAGUCGUUCUUGAGCAUCGUGAAAGGGCCAGAGCAAUUACGAGCCUGGGAUGUACACUCAGUCAGUCCAGCACACCGAAACGCUCUCUACAUUAGCAAUGUGAUCGGACUUUGUAAUCCAAAGGAGGUUGUUGAUGAAACGGCGAAUACCAACGAGCAUAAUGGGCCAUUUGGAUGGAGGAAUUAUGAAUUGUUAUUGGAUGGAAAACAACCACCACCGGGAGUUCAAAUGCAAGGACCUGUUUGUGGAAUUAAUCAUCUAGUUACUUUCAACGAUCAAGCCUAUUGUGGCCUGUGCUUUUGCGCUGUUCACGGUUUGGAGGAGCAUUUUUCUUCCGAGAGUCACAUCAUACGCUUUGUGAACAAAACGAAACCGAAAGCUGGCUUCAUAAUGACGCAAUGUCAUGAAAGGCUGCGAAGGAGUAAAUUGCUUUCCAAUUUGGAUCGUCACGGUUUGUCGAUUGAUCGAUCCCGUUGUUGUGAAUGUCCGAUGCCAAAAGAGUUGAGAGAUCGUAUUGUAAAAGGACCAUUGCCACUACCCGAGCCUAUUCCCAUGGUUGAACCCUUCGACAAUAAAAAUCAAUGUAUCUUCUGUCCAAUUUGCAUUGCCGCACUACAACUCAAAGAGAAUGAGGAUCCGAUUGCGGUUUGGCACAAACAUCUUGUAACUGCUGAGCAUCUUCGAAUGUGUGCUAAAAGGAAUGAAUAUUAUUUGGAUGAUAAAUUCUUUGUUCCGACUCGAUCAUCGAUUGAAUGGGAGUUGAAUCAAAUCAACGAAACUCUUGGCCAUUGGACGGAAGAAGAUGGAAAAUGGAUCCAAAAUCAAUUCAACAUUGGACUCGAGUUUAUCAUUGACAAUAGGAAUGCUGAGCAAUUUAUUUGUACUCAAUGUGCUGAAGUGUUUCAUUAUUCACAGAAGGCUCAAGCUUUACAUCAUCUACGGAGCCUCGAUCACUUGACAAAGUACCUUCACAUUUCCAAUCGGGACCUGAUCUCAAAAUUUGAACGUAAAGAGGGUCAGCCAACGAACAUGAGAGAAAUGAGGAGAAUGUUGGAUGCCAAUAUGGAUUUGCUUCAAAUUGCACCACAUAGACUAUCACAAUUAACCGACGCUCGAGUUUAUGAUCCCCAACUUGCUGUUCGAAUGGAAUAUUGGGGGAAAAUCAAUAAACGAACGGUAGAGCUUUCCGGAUUUGAAUUUGAACAACGCGACCUACUUGAAACGGUUUAUGAGCUGGUGGACAAAGUGGCUGAUGAUGAUGCUGAAACACAAGAGAUCUCACUGCGGGAAGCGCUUUUGGCCACUUCAAUCAAAGUCCUCGAAAUUGGCGAAUCAACUUUAAUCUGUCGUUGCUUGAAAUGUCAAAAUGUAAUCGUCACCGAGCCAAGCAAACUUGUCGAGGAUAUGAGUGAACAUCUUUCAAAGGAAGAGCAUCAACGACGACAAAUUGCUAUUCUUUCUUGUCAAAUGGCGCCGAAUGGUUUCACCGACCAACCUUCUGGAUAUACGGUGAAAGAAUUUGAGCAAAAGGACCCAAUAAAGAAAGUCACGUGGCACUACAACCAGACGCUGAAAAUGCAUGAAUUCGUGUUGGCCAUUGUUGGUCUACAAGAUAUCGUUGAGAGGAAGAGCAACGAGCAUGACAUCGAACCACCGGAUCCGACAGAAUGUGACUUUUACUGUCGUCUAUGCUUGGUAUCGUUUCCGCGGAAAGCUCAGGCAUUGGAGAGCCACAUUCGUUCGUCUACUCACAUUCUUCAAUACGUGCACAAAUACCAUCCGACAGCAUUGAAGAAGAUUGAGCAAAGCGCGGAGAAUGAUAAUGGCCGUGAAUUCCGGAAGGUUCUUGCACAACUUCUGAAAGACGUGAAGCCGCCAAGCCAAUAUUGUAUAAUGGUUUACGAUCCAUUUGGAGAACGUCAAAGACGGGCAAUUCUCGCAAUGCAAAGAGCACAAGAAGAUGAAAGACGACGAGCCGAGGAAGAAGAAAGAAAAGUUGCGGAAGAAACGAGGAAAAAGAAAGAUGAAGAACGAAGAAAGCAACGGGAAGCUGAGUAUAAAGCCAGAGCGCGCAUACAAGCUGAACGAGACAAAUUGGAGGCUGCUCAACGAGAAAAACGCAUGAAAAUUGAGGCUCAACGAGAACGACUUGAAAAAGAAGCGAGAGAGCGCCGAGCUAUGAUGGAAGCAAGAGAGCAAAAAGAGCGAGAUCAAUUAAUGGCUUUAGCUUUUGCUAAACAGCAAGAACUUGAGGCAGCAAGAAAUAGGUUGGAACAGGAAAGGCAAAUGAUUGAGGAAACAAAGAAAGGAAAAGAGCGGGCAAUUUUGCAAGCACGAUUGAGUGAAGAGCGACGGAGAUUGGAUGAACAAAUUCGUGAUAAACAGCGGCAAAAGCAACUGAUUGAGGAUAGGAAGAAGUUGGAACAAGAGCUUGAAGAUGUACGACGUCGUAAGGCUGAAACCGAAGCUCGACGAAUUGAGCUGGAGAAUCGACAACAAUCGGCAGCGAUCGCUUCAAGGCAAUCUGCCUCUGUACCUCGGCCUUCACUCAUCAUUCCGCCAGCACCAACUCUCAAUUUACCGCUCACACAACCAAAUCUGAUGCCGGGUUUACCCAUGCUAAAUCCAGUUCAAUUCACGGUUCCACCGCCAACUUUCAAUGCCGGUGUUCCUCCUCCGAGUGUGGCGAUGUCGAUGGGUCAACCAAUUUCUUUCAAUAUGGCAAAUCCGAACAUUCGACCGCCACCCCAAUUGAUGCCCCAACAAGCGAUUCCCUGGCAAACCGUUCGACCAACUUUGGCAAAUGUGGCGGUUGACCCUUAUCUUCUGGAUCCAGCAAUUAUCACAUCAAGGGAGCAAUUGCUUGACUUUAUGGAGCGACAAGGCACGAUACCGAUUCCAAAAGAAGAAGUAUCCUUAAUCAAAAGAUUUAACACUUAUGUGGCUAGUGUUCAAGGAUUACUUGGUUUAGCAUCAAUAUAUGAAGUCGUUUGUUUGGAUGAUCCGAAGCUUGAGUCCUACUAUUGUUCGUUGUGUCGUCAUUGGGCUUUAGCUGGAGAGAUGAUUAAGCAUAUGGAAUCCAAUGUGCAUCGACUAGCAUAUUUGUUCAAAUUCCGGGUAGCGUUCCACAAUGCGGUGAUGUCGGAAACGAAUGUAAUGGUUCGAGACUGUAUGAUUGAACAGUUUGCUGUCGAGCUUUGGAAGAGAGAACAACCUGGAGCUGUACUAUCACAGCGUUUACGAGCCGUUUUGAACAAACAAGUGGUUCAACGACUUUGGCCGAAUUAUUAUUUAUCGCAAGAUCAAUCGUGGAAAUAUGAUCCAAGAGCUGGAAGCCCGAUCCCAGUGGAUCCAUCGGAUACAUCUUUGAUGAAUCUGGAGCUUCCCGGAAGAAAUACGAUGAUGCCCAUGAAUGUUUCAAUGGUUUGGGAAGGCGGACCAAUGGAAAAUUUGAUGCAUAAUGAGAUGGAUAGACGAAGUGACGAUCGAGCACGAAGGAGAUCAAGUCGAAGUCCAAGCGGAACAGAAAAGACAAAGGAGGAAGUGAUCGACGGAGAUCACGGUCCCGGGAUCGCCCAAGGAGGUCAACGUCGAGAAAUCGAAGAAGGAGCACAAGUAGAAGUCGCAAAGAGAUCGAGAUCACGUGAUCGCCGUCGCCCGAAAAGUCGAUCACCAAAUCGUUCUCAUUUAAUGCAACCACUUAUUCCAAUAAACUCCACGGCUCCCAUCGGACAUCCGCCUUCGUGGGAAGAAUCAGCAGCAGCGUUCCUACAGAAAAUUGGUGAUACAAAGGCCGCUUCAAAAGUUUUGGAAUCGCAAGCCGCUGCCACUCGAUUGCCACUUCCAAAUCCUCCGUCGACAUCUCAAGCGAGAAGCGAAAACAAUGAAAACGCUCAACUUCGGAAAAUGCUUGGCUUGCUGGUGACAAUGCAAAAAGAGGCAGAAACACGUGGAAGUUUGGAUGAUCAAAUGAUAAACCAAAUUUAUGGGGAAAUGGGAUUGAAAAGAAACGCUGACUCAGAAGCUGAUGCUUUACUUGUAAAGGUGUGCAGUUUGAUUGGCGGAACUAGCGCUCAAGACCCAACGAAGGCCAAACCCAAAAUUGAUCUUUCCGUUUUUGGGAUUGAAGAGGCAAAUCCGGCGACUCCACCAAAGAACUUUGGCGUUGAUUCAAUCCCAACCUUUGGCCAAAACUCGGAAAAUCUUUAUGGAAUACGAAAGGAUCCAGCAGCACAACUACCGAAAAAGCAACAAGAUGGUUCAUCAUCUUCUGCUUUGCCACCACAUUUGCAGACACUUCUUUCUGGACUAAAAGGAACGCUGAAUCAACUGAAAUUCCCGAGUGUUAAUACAUCGACGGCACCGCAACCAUCAGCAAAAGGAAACUAUGGAGAUGAUCUACUUCGCCCGAAUCUAGUGCAUCGACCAGAUGACGUUCUUAGUACGGAAUCCAAUGUAAAGCACAUUUACCCAGGAGCACAUGACCAACAGCCCCCGCCGAAACCUCAAGGAAGAAAUGACAAUCGUCCGUUUGGCAACACCGGAGCUACUUAUUCGCCUAUGGAUUACCCACCACCUGUUCAAAAUCGUCCACCGUUGCCAAAAAGCCAGUUGCCAGUUCCAGUUCAUCCGGGACAGGCUGGACGCUCGAGUGAAGAUGGAUAUGAUGCCGUUUUCCCUGUAAAAAGUAGAGAGCCGAAUAUGCCAGGAGGAGCGAUACGGAAUCAAAGCGGACCGAGUGGACAAAGUCAGGGUUAUAAUUCUCAAGAGCCUCGAAUGAAUCCUGACGGAAAACCCUCAGCAACAAGAAAUAUGCGCAAAAAAAUGAGGAAGGAGUUGCGAGAGAAAGGAUACAAUCCAGAUGCUUUCAAUUACUAUCAAUCGGGUCCUGAACCAAUUCCAGGGAAAAAUCUUCAGCUUCCCGCGGAUUUCAGACCAUCUCAGGAGGAUCUCGAAGGAGAUUUUAGCCAUGCCGAACAACCACGUCAACCACAAAGAGGAAUACAGGGGCAAGGAAGGCCACCUCAAAUGAUUGAGCUUGACGAGGAUGAUUGGGAAGGAGCCGUCGGAAGUCUCAACAAUUUGAUGACAGAGAAGCCACAACAAAGGCACCAACAAGGAACGUCAUCGAAUCAACAGCAAAAGCUUCAACCGUUGAUGGAAAUAGAUUACGGAGAUCCGCAUGCUAGAUAUGGUGGGCCAAAGGGUGGACCAACGCCGGGAAGAAGUCAAUCACCAGGAUUUGCACGAGGCGGUCUUCAAUAUGGAGGCCCAUCCCGACCACAGGGAAACGAUCAGCAGUGGCCACACCCACAAGGAAACAACUAUCCAGGGUAUCCUCGUGAUCCCUACGCUCCUCCCCAGCCUCAACCGGUUUCGAGGUUGUCUCAAUUACGAGGUGCUCCUCCACCACCACCAUCAAAUCGUUCGGGAAAUUAUCCAAACUAUCCGCCACGGGGUUAU
This is a messenger RNA of Mesorhabditis belari, 6072 nucleotides long. The record is from the annotation of a GenBank genome assembly. Lineage: Eukaryota; Metazoa; Nematoda; Chromadorea; Rhabditida; Rhabditidae.